CGGUCGUUAUCGUCCCGAGCAGAAAUCAGUUCAGAAAUCUGAGAUGGCGCCCUCGGAUGCCGUGCAGGUCCGGAAGGCACGGAGCCGAUUACAGCUCCGUGUUGCACUGUGCUGCGCCAGAGGGGGCAGCCUGCUUGGGACGGGGCCCGAGUAGCGCAGUGCGUAACAGCCACAGUGGGUUCAGCGCUUUCAGAAGUGCCGUGAAAACAACGCAAAGCAUGCCACGAGGCGUUGGGCAUGUUCUUUGUGUACACGCACACGGCAUGUCAGAGGAUCACAGGUGGAAAACACGAAGCUAAGGGAAGUCUUUUUCUUUUAAAGAAAGUAUUGCAGAAUAAGAAAAUAUGACCAUAAUGAAGCAGCCUGUGUUAUGUAAGUGCUUUGAAAUUUCAUAAUGGCAGAAGCUUGGUCUUCAGAAGUUAAAAGAUCCCGACUAAGUUUGUCUCUCAGUAAAAAUAAGAAAAAGAAAGGAACAAAGAAAGAUGUGGAAAUUAAAGGAACACAGUCUGGGGCUUCAACCCCCCCCUCUAUUGUUUCAUUUUUUAGCAAUGUUCCCCCUGCCAAAAUCACCUGCCCCAUGUGCGGGCACAUGGUGCCAAGGUACGGAAUAAACGAGCACAUGGAUGAAAUGUGUCAGGGGAACCAUGGUACAGUGGGUGUGGCUGCUUCAACAAUAAGCUGUUUUAUGAAUGAGAGGCCUUUGGAUGCCAAUAUGAACAAUAAUUCCAGCUCAUAUUUUUCAAAAAAAAGGACAACUCUAGAAGCAAAUUCUUCCAAAAACAGUUUGUUGAAAACAGAAGUGAGAGCAGCACAACAGGUUAGUCCUUAUUUUAACAGUAAUAAUUCAGCCUGUAAUGUUCACAACGAAUCCUGGGCUCAAAAAGUUAAAGUCAUCUCUUUGGGAAGCUUGUCAUCUAAACUGUCCAGAAGACGUCGUAUCCAGGAAGGAAAACAGAUAGUGUAUAAGGAGACUGACUCGUUAUCUCACGCUGUUCCCAAUAUAUGCAAAAGCUCUGCAGCACUGGAUGAGGAGGAGAUUUGUGCUGGGCAUAGUUCUCAGAAAGAAAAUCAGCUUGUUCAGAGAGAGGAGCAAAAUCCUUCAAAAAAGGAGCCUGAACUUCAAGAAGAAAUAAACAAAUGUCAUGGAGAAGACUUUGUGGAUGUUAUUCAGGUAUCAUUACCAGCAGAUACCAUUAAUGGCAGAAGACUAGCAUUUGGUACAAGGAGCACCAAAACAGAAAGUAGCUCUGAAGGCGUGCUACUUGGCUCUGAUAAACUUGACGCACGUACAGCCAUUUAUACUGCAACAGAGCUGACCAGUGGUUUGGAAGUGAAAACUCAGCCUCAUACUCAGGGUAUUCCUUCCUCUAGGACAGAAGCAAGCAGUAAUAGACAAAACUGCUUUAAAGAAGAUGAUGUGCAGGUACUUCCUGUGGAAGUUCAUGAAGACUUUAAGGAUGAAAUUAAUCCCUCUUUGUCAGAAACUGUGGAAAAGGUAGAAUUUCAUAAUUCAAUUGAUGACAUUUUAGACAAAAUAAACGAUGAGGUUAGGUCUGUGCCCAACUCUCCUGGCCACCCGUAUUACCUCCAGAAUUUCUUAGUGGUGCUGCGAGCAGUCUUGGAGAACGAAGAUGAUGUGAGACUCUUUAAUGAUCAAGACAUACACAUUCUUACCAAGUUCUGCCAAUUAUCAGUUGGUGGGCAGAAGUUAUAUGUGAGACUUUUUCAACGCAAACUGAACUGGAUAAAAGUGAACAAAAUAGAGUAUGGAGAGAUAAGCGUGGAUUUGUUACCAGUGAUUGAAGAACUGAUUGAAGCCAGCUUUCUGCAAACAGAAUCUGAACUGGAAGACCUGUGUGAAGGGUUGGAUUUGCUUUCAGCCCCUGAGCUCAAAACAUUAGCAAAGAUCUUUCACUUGCCUAACCCAAAUGGCCAGAAACAGCAACUUGUGGAUGAUUUUCUGAGGCUGGCAAAACAACGUUCAGUCUUCAGCAAGAGUCAGACUGGUAUUGGGACAGUAAUUUUGAAGAGGGCAAAGGACCUGGCUGGAAAAUCUGUCCGGGUCUGUAAAGGUCCCCGGGCUGUGUUUUCUCGAGUGCUGCUGCUGUUUUCACUGUCUGAGCCUGUGGAGGAUGAAGAAGCUGGUAGUGGUGGACAGGGCCAGCUCUCCACUGUCCUUAUGGUAAACAUGGGGCGUAUGGCAUUCCCCAGUUACACUGUAAAUAGGAAAACAGAAAUCUUCCAGGACAGAGAUGACCUUAUCAGGUAUGCAACUGCUGCUCACCUGUCAAAUGAUAUAGCCACUUCAAUGGCAAACGGGAACUGGGCAGAGGCUAAUCGUCUCUAUACGUGUGCUAAAGAAACCUGGAAUGAACUGAAAAAUCAGCCCUCUCUGAGCCAUCACAGAGCUCUACCUGAGUAUCUGAGACGUUUCACAGUUGGCUGGGUGUAUACAAGAAUCCUUUCUCAAGGUGUGGAAAUUCUGCAGAGACUUCACAUGUAUAAGGAAGCCGUGCAGGAGCUGCAGAAUCUUUUGUCUCAGGAAGUGUAUUGUACUGACAGCAGAGGGCGAUGGUGGGAUCGCCUAGCUCUGAAUUUGCAUCAGCACUUGAAGAACACUAAGAAGGCCAUCGACUGCAUUAGAAAUGGGCUUGCAGACCCCUUUGUCCGUACUGGGCAUCGUUUCUCUCUAUACCAGCGGGCCCUACGAAUCAGAGACUCACCAAGCUGUAAACAGUUCAGAUCCCUGUUGCAUGAUCUGCCAGUCAUAACUGUGGAAGAUGUGACGCAUGUUACGAUCAAAGGAAAGAUGUGUCCUCAGAUGGGACUGGGAAAAUCUGUGUUUCUAAUGGAGGAUACUGGUGGUGAAGAAGGAAGUGAAGACUGCAGUGUAUCCACAGUCAUGUGCUCUGUUGAGGAACUGGCGUUGACUCAUUAUAGGCAGAAUGGUUUUGAUCAGGGGAUUCAUGGAGAAGGUUCAACAUUUAUUACACUGUAUGGACUUCUCAUGUGGGAUAUCAUAUUCAUGGAUGACAUACCCGAUGUUUUCAGAAAUUGCUAUCAGACGUCCCCCCUGGAUUUAUACACUGACAGCUUUUAUGAGAACAGGAGGGAUGUCAUUGAGGCCAGACUCCAGCAGCUUCAUACCGCUUCCUCUGCAACUCUGACAAAGUUGAUCACUGACAUCUGGACCACUCAGGAGGGAAAAGCAGCAGCACUAGUUAGCUGGGGGCGUUUUAUUUCCCUCCAGCAGGUUCAGAGCCUUGUCUCUUGCCUUGGAGGAAUGUUUCUGAGUGGCGUUUUUAGGCGACUUUCUAAAGAUUUACGCCAUUGCAAAGGGGGGCUUCCUGACCUGGUUGUGUGGAGUACGCAUAGUAAUCACUUCAAGCUGGUGGAAGUGAAAGGUCCCAAUGAUCGCCUGUCCUACAAGCAGAUCAUCUGGCUGAGUGAACUUAAGAAGCUGGGUGCUGCAGUAGAAGUUUGCCAUGUGCAAGCAGUCGGAGCUAAGAGUAAACGCCUCAGUUGACAACUGACAUACAAAACGCAUGUGAUCAAGAUGUAACUGGGGCAUCCUUAAAGGAAAUGACAUGACACACACUACUGGCUGCCGCUUAUUUAAAAUAGUUUCUCCUAAAACUAUGCCUUUAUGGAAUAUUACUGCAGUUACACUUAGCACAAAAACAUUCUAAAAUACAGCGUGAGAGGACUGUCUAAUUAUGAUCUACUGUAUUUCACCAGUGUUCAGAAGAACAAAGCCUUCCUAUUCUAUGCACAAUUAAUUACCUUUGUAUAGAAAAAGGUAAUCUAGGGUCUUCGUCCAGUCAAGAGAAAUAGCUGCAAUCACGUGUACCAAACGAAAAGCUCAUCUACAAUAAAAAAGGCAUUGCAUCAAGUCUUUGAUAGCUUCUGUUCUGCUACUGUAGCCUGAUUUCAUCAUACUCUGCUGAUUUCCUGUUCAGCACCUUCCACUAUGUUAACACCAGCAUGAUUCUGUGGUUCCCCACUUUAUACAAAGUAUUUCUUUUUGAAUUUAAUAGAAAAAGUAAAACUGGCAUUGACUGAGGUAUAAACCGCAUCUUUUUAAAAAAUGCCUAUUUUGAUUUGCUGCUACAUAUGAAAACGUAACUUGUUUAACAAACAGCUCUGUUUUGAAUAGCUGUGUUGUUAACUAGGGGAAGUAUUUCUGGUAGAGCUGCCAAGUGCCAAGACUGCUGCACUCAUUUGCAGUAUGCCAUUAUAGUCAGUUUUGCCCUACAUGACAUGAUGUUUUUUUCAUUCACAAAUAAGCCAGUCGACUGAAAUGGAAGCAAAACGCUGAGUUCUCUAUUAACAAACAAACAAACAAAAAACAUGUUUUUUUUCUCCAGUUUUAACAAAUAGCAUCAUUUCUCUGCAGUCAUCAUCCUCAUACUGAGUAAGCUUUCAGGAUGUUCAAAAUUCUACUUACCAUACUAACAGCAAGCACUGUAAAAGAUGAUGGAAGUAAGAAAUUAUCAUCUGCACAUCUGUUUUGUUAAUCAGCUUUCUACUGCAGUGGCCCUGGCUUUUCUUGGGGGGAGGAAAAAAUAUAUAUAAUAAUAGCACACCCACCAUUUUUUCAUUAAAGGAAGUGAAAGGAAAAAAAAAACCUCCUGAAGUUCACUGUGGCAAGGCAUGAACUUUUAUUUAGGCUAAUUUAAGUCACAUUCACAACUUGGCAUCAGGAUUUUAUAUUCUUCCUGGCACUGCUACUUUACUCAAUAAAUCAUUAUCAAUCAGGCACAAAAAAGGUUUUAGUUUCAGUUGACGUAGUGAAUGCUAAACCAUUGCAGCAACAGCAUUAGAAACCUACUGUCUAAAGCAAUUUAAAGGACAGCUUUCUGUCUCUUAUGUUGGAGGCAAAUUUAGGCGUUCAUCCUUUGUUUAACGGACUUUGUUAGAAAUUUUUUGGGUUUAAUGGUUCUUGCUAUAUGAUAAGCCAAAACCUUUGCCCACCUGCUACAGCUUCAUUAAAAAUACAAGUCAGUCAGUUAGUUAAUAUCAAAGACGUGGUAUUGCAGGCAGGUGCAUAUUAAA
This is a messenger RNA of Struthio camelus australis, 5055 nucleotides long. RefSeq names its product FANCD2 and FANCI associated nuclease 1 (gene FAN1). Gene Ontology annotation, cellular component: nucleus. Lineage: Eukaryota; Metazoa; Chordata; Aves; Struthioniformes; Struthionidae. Gene Ontology annotation, molecular function: flap-structured DNA binding; 5'-flap endonuclease activity; 5'-3' exonuclease activity. Gene Ontology annotation, biological process: interstrand cross-link repair. The record is from RefSeq and is a predicted model, not a curated record.